GACUUGUGGUGACGUAAGUUGUGGUGUAAUCACCAAGUGUUUGAAUUCACCAAGAACAAGGACUAAAGAAAAGGGUGUGGCGAUACUAAUGAUUUACAUAGAGCUAGAAAAAAUUGAAAUUGUACAGGAAGAACUCCUGAAAGGUCUUGCCAACAAGCAGCCUAAGGUGGUGGUAGGUUGCCUGGCUGUACUUAGGGAAGCUUUGAAUGGAUUUGGUUCUAAAAUUGUCACAGUGAAGCCAAUUGUCAAAGCUUUACCAAAACAGUUUGAAAACAGAGAUAAGAAUGUAAGAGAAGAAGCCAAGUUAUUGGCUAUUGAAAUUUACAGAUGGGUUGGAGCAGCAUUUAAGCCAGCAAUACAGUCUAUUCCAGCAAUUGCACUCAAAGAACUUGAAGAGGAAUUUGAAAAAAUGCCCAGUAAACAAGCAAAACAGACAAGGUUUUUGAAAUCUCAGCAGGACUUAAAAGCUAAGAUGGAAGCAGAGGCUGCCUGUGAUGAAGUUGAUGGAGAUGUGGACGAUGAAGAUGAAAGUGAUGAAACGGCGGGUGCUGCUGCAGUUGAUCCGUAUGAACUCUUAGAUCCUGUAGAAAUAAUAACAAAAAUACCCAAAGAUUUUUAUGAAAAUAUUGAGGCUAAGAAGUGGCAAACACGUAGAGAAGCAUUAGAAGCAAUUCAGCAGCUAUGUUCUCACCCUAAACUGGAACCUGGUGAUUAUGGCGAUCUAGUUAGAGCACUUAAAAAGGUGGUAGGUAAAGAUACUAAUGUCAUGCUAGUGACUCAUGCUGCCAAGUGUCUAUGUGGAUUAGCUACAGGUCUCAGAAAAAAAUUCCAGCCAUAUGCUGUCCAGUGUAUACAAACCAUUCUGGAGAAGUUUAAGGAGAAGAAACCAGCCGUAGUAGCUGCACUUCGGGACGCAAUAGAUGCCAUCUUUGUUUCAACAAAUCUUCAAGCAAUCCAGGAGGAUGUAAUAACUGCUCUAGAAAGCAAAAACCCAUCCAUCAAAGCAGAAACCAGCUUAUUCCUAGCAAGAUGUUUUAAAAAAAUUUCUCCAGCGAACUUGCCAAAAGGCGUACUUAAACCGAUACUGGCUCCUCUAGCAAAGAAAAUGGAUGAUACUGUACCAGAUGUUCGUAAUGCUGCAGCUGAAGCAUUAGGUACUGUGCUGAAAGUCAUGGGUGAGAAGCCACUAACUGGAUUCUUAGCUGAUAUGGAUAAACUUAAAGUUGAAAAGAUAAGGGAAGCUUGUGAAAAAGUUGAAUUGGAACAUGGAGGGAAAAAACCUAAAACCCAAGAAACUAAAAAACCUGCUGCUACUACCAAAGCAGCUGUAUCAAAGAAACCGGCUGCUGGGAAACGGCCCACAACGGCAGGUGCUGGUGGUAAGGCUGGGGCAAGUAGCUCUACAAGACCAUCAACAGCACCAGCUGGUGGUAGGAAAAAGAAAGUUCCAGCUGGUGGGGCUAAAGAAGAAAUGACAGAACCGUUCCUUUCUAAUGAAGAAGUUGAUGAGAAAGCAGAAGUGCUUCUGCCUUCCUCCGUAUUAAAAACCUUGGCUAGUAGCAAUUGGAAAGAAAGGCUUGCUGCAAUUGAAGAAUUUACCAAGAUCAUUGAUGGCAUGGAAAAGAAAGACAUUCCAGUACAAGUAUUUUUGAGAGUCCUUGCAAAGAAACCUGGCUGGAAGGAGAACAAUUUUCAGGUGCUAAAGGGAAAAUUCUUACUUGCUAAGUUGAUACUUGAGAAAGGCAAAGUAUCAAAGAAAUCUGGAACAGUGGUAAUUGGAGGUGCUGUUGAGAAGAUAGGAGAUGCUAAAGUUGGCUCUGUUGUUGGUGAUACUCUCUCUGCAUUAGCUGAAUGUACAUCACUUGGAUGGGUCAGCUCUGAGGCUGUCUUCUAUGCUUUUGAUGAACAGAAAAACCCCAAAAACCAAUCUGAAAUUCUGAACUGGUUUUCAAAUGCAAUUAAAGAGUUUGGAUUCUCAACUUCGUACUGUUCGACGUUGUUGAUGUUAUUAGGAUCGAGCAAGUUUGGUUCGCUUGGUGACGGGUUGUUCCUAAAGUGUUAUAUACCAUAUAUAAAGAAAUCUCUUGCAGCGGUGAAUCCACUUGUGAGGACUUCGGGAGUGACCCUGAUUGGUGUAAUGUUCAUGUAUAUGGGUCCACCAAUACGAGUAUUAUUUGAGGAUGAAAAGGCAGCAUUACUUCAACAAAUUGAUGCUGAAAUUAAAAAGAUACAAGAUGAAAAACCACCAAAGCCGACUCGUGGCCAGUCGAAAGGUGGUAGCUCCAAAGGUGGUGGUGGUGAAGACAAUGAUGACAGUAACAAUGAGGAUGAUGAAAAUGAGGCUGGUGCUGCUCAUGCUGUUGAGGACUUGGUGCCAAGAGUAGAUAUUGGACCUCUCAUAACAUCACAGAUAAUAGAAGAAAUGGGUGAUCAAAAGUGGAAAGUCAGAGGAGAAGCAUUAGAAAAAGUCCAAGGGAUUAUUAAUGAUGCUAAAUUUAUCACAUCAAAUUUGGGUGAUCUUCCACCUGCUCUGAAAGCAAGACUUGGGGACAACAACAAAAAACUGGCAUCAACUGCAACAUCUAUCUGUCAACAAAUAGCAACUUCUAUGGGACCUAGCUGUAAUAAGUAUUUUAAAAUGUUUGCUCCAGGUAUACUCAAUCUGUGUUCUGACAAUAAGGCUGCUGUCCGUAGUGUUGCUAUUGCGUCAUUGAAUGCCUGGGUUGAACAAUGCGGACUUGCUCCUCUGUUUGAAGAUGAAAUCAUGUCUUCAGCUUUGAGCACUGAUAACCCUUAUCUUAGAGUAGAGAUCUAUGGGUGGCUAGAACAACAGAUGCCAAAGUGUCGAUCUUUACCAAAUGAAGGUGUUUUGCAAUGCAUACCUUUGUUGUAUGCAGCCUUGGAAAAUAGGAAUGCAGACGUCAGGAAGAAUGCACAGGGAGCUGUCCCAAUGUUUAUGAUGCAUUUAUCAUAUGAAAAAAUGUUUAAAAUGGCUGGUAAACUCAAGACUUCAUCAAAAGAUCAAGUAGUUGGUAUUUUAGAAAAGCAACGGGGUAACGUACCUGAAAAACCUGGUAAAGCCAAAAAGUCUAAAGCUGUAGAUAAAAAAGAACCAGAGAGUAGUACAGCAGAGCCGGAACAAAAGAGGCCAAAAACUGCUCCUUCAAAAAUGAAGGUGAGCAAGUCAAUGUCCUGUAUUCCAGCAGAGGUUAAUUCUGAAAAGAACAAAGCAGAGAGACAAAAUGCUUUGGUAGAUGGUCCUCUAAAGUCCAAUUUGGCAGUCAGGAAGGGCUCCAAGGGCAAUAUUGCUAAGCCAAAGGCUGGAAGUAAGAAAAGUGCUGCUGCGGCUGAUGAAGACACAUCCCCUCCAUUGACAAGCAAUAAUGGUAAACACAAGCGUAUCAAAGAUGAACAUGAUCUCAAGGUGCUCAAGUGGAAUUUUACAUCUCCUCGUGAUGAACACAUUGAUCAAUUGAAGGACCAAAUGCAAGCGUCAUUCAGUAGAACUCUCAUAACUAGUUUGUAUCAUUCUGAUUUCAAACAACAUAUCAGUGCACUUGGUAUACUUAUAGAGUGUGUUGAAAGUAAUAAAGAUGCUGUCAUCUGUAACUCUGAUUUGCUGCUGAAGUGGAUUACUUUGCGGUUCUUUGACACAAAUACUACAGUUAUCUUGAAGUGUCUGGAGUUUUUAACAGCACUAUUUACAAUGCUGGCUGGUGAAGAAUAUCACCUCACAGAGCAGGAAGCAUCUUCUUUUAUUCCAUAUUUAGUUACAAAGGUUGGUGAUUCGAAGGAAGCAGUACGCCGUGAUGUGCGUGCAAUCAUGAAGUUGAUUACUAAAAUUUAUCCUGCCAGUAAAAUGUUUGUAUAUCUCAUUGAUGGGUGUAAAUGUAAGAAUGCCAGGCAACGACAGGAAUGUAUUGAGGAGCUUGGUUGUUUGAUAGAGUUAUUUGGAAUGACUGUUUGUCAGCCUUCGCAGCCUAAGGCAAUGAAAGAGAUUGCUUCCCAGAUUGGCGACAGGGACAACAGUGUGAGAUCUGCUGCCCUCAACACGUUAGUACAAGCCUAUGCGAUUGUUGGUAAUGACCUGUAUAAGUUAGUUGGAAAUCUGAAUGACAAAGACCUGAGUUAUCUUGAAGAAAGGAUCAAGAGGUCAGCUAAAAAACCACCCAGUAAAACUCCAGCAUCACAAAAGGAAGAAAAACCUGACAAGAAAAAAGGUCCAAUGCCGCCUGGAUGGCGGGACCAGUUCAGAAAUCCAUCAGCUGGACCAAAUCCCCAACAAAGGCCUCGAACAGCACCAGUGCAUCGAGAGUUUGCACUAGAUUUGGACAAACUUGAUGCAGACCAAGAUGACACGCGGGAAAUGCCACAGCUCGUGGACAAUGAAGUAGAUGAUAUCUUGAACCGUCCUGUUAUUUUACCAGAACCAAAAAUGAGAGCUGCCUCUCCAUCCUUAUCAAGACUGGCUACAAGUAGUAGUGCAGCAUCAGCAUUAGAUUUAGUCAUCUCACAAGUAGCAAGCAAUGAUAUUAAUAUAAGUAUACAGGCAUUAGCUCAGCUUGAUGAAGUUCUCAAAGAUGAAGAGAAGUCUGAAGCAUUAUGUAAUCAUGUUGAUAAUUUACUAGUUGUUAGUGUACUUCAACUUCGGCUAGCUUUUACCAAAUAUAUGGGAGAGGAUGACAGCUCAAAAGAAAAUGUUACAAAGUUGUACAGAUGUCUGGCUGCUUGUCUUAUGUCUUUAUUUCAGAAUAACGUGUUAGCAAAACGGAUAUCCAGGGAUGUGUUAAAAGAUCUCCUACAUGGCUUGAUAACAGUAUUAUUGGAUGACAGACUAACAGAAAUACCCGAUGGACCUCAAGUUGUUCGCUCUGUUAAUGUUCUUGUAGUAAAAAUAGUUGAGAAAUCUGAUUCUAACAACGUCCUUUGUGCUUUGAUUAAACUUUUACAAGACUGUGUGGCUAUUGAAAGCACAACGCCGAAAUUUACAGAACUAGUUAUGAAGUGUUUAUGGAAAAUGGUACGAAUGCUUCCAAAUGUUGUGACUGAGCUAAACCUUGAUAGGGUGCUGUUAAAUCUACACUUGUUUUUAAAAGCUUUCCCAGUGCAAAUGUGGAAAGAACGGGAAAUUGACACUCCGCUCCGAACUAUUAAAACUAUUAUUCACUCGUUAGGCAAGCUACUAGGAAAUAAGAUUAUGAGUCAUUUCAGUUUAAUAGAAGAUCCAAGUGAAUCUGAAUUACAAGCUUAUCUUCAAAAGGUGCUACGAACUGGUCCAAGUAGACGAUCAUCAGGUACAAAGCCUGGCAAUAGUCCUGCAAGGCAAAUCAACGGCAAUGGCAGUGGUAACGGCAGUGGUAACGGCAGUGGUAAUGGCAGUGUACCAAAUACCACUGGACAGGCAGUCACACCUUCUUAUCCAAAAAAACCUUCCUCAAACCUGUUGGCAGAGAUUUUUAAUCGGGUUUCGUCAAAGGAAAACACAAAGGAGGGCCUCAAUGAACUUUAUGAAUUUAGGAAGAGAUAUCCUGAAACUGAUAUUGAGCCGUAUUUGAAAAAGACAACACAAUUCUUUCGAGGUUAUGUUGACAAAAGCCUAAAGGAACUGGAAGAGUUAAAGGGAGAUAAAGUAGCGCCAUUAUCAACUAUGCGUACACAAGAGGUUGCAACUGAGAGUGCUGAAGGUGGAAUUCAUACAUCAUCAAGUAUGCCAUCUAUCACGUCGUUACCCACCAGUGGCGGUGGUGACGAUGCGGAGCCAGAUCCUGAAGUUUACAGAGAUAGGUUAAAAAUACUUCGUGCUAGAUUUGGAUUGGACAACGAUGCUGACAGUAAGCCUGGUUCUUCAACAGGAGGAACCCUUCCUCGGCCAGAAACUGCACCAAGUAAUUUGGAGAAUAAAGGAUCUGCAGCACGACCACGGUAUUCGUAUCAAAAGAUUUCGCUUGGAACAAGCUCCACAUCAAUCCCAGGAUCCUCUAGUACAUCACAAGUCACUGAUAACAAUGUAGCAGAUUUGAAAAGGAGGCUUGAGAGAAUAAGGUCACAGAACAAGCAUUCCGACUGAGCACUGCCAGGUGGACAAUGUCCUCAAUAAGCUUGACAGAAGACUUUUAUUGGUAGAGAUUUAACUGCUGGGUGCGCUUGUGAGUUUUUACAAGUCUACCAGAUAUACAGUUGAGAUUGUAUAUUAGAUGUGAAGCAAACCUGUGCAUGCAUAAAGCAACUACAGUUAUGCAGGUUUUACUCAUUUCCCAACGAUUGUAGGUAGUAAUGGAAAUUGUGUGAAAGACAUUUUUUUCUAUCCUUCACCUGUAUUUUGCUGCUUAUCUCAUUCUAUUAUGUUUUCAUCACGAUGGACAGCUGUCGUUAAGCUGUAUGUACAAUCUCUGUUUUUGGAAGCAGUGUAAAGCACUAGCACAGUACUUAUCAAUAAGUUGCAUGUCCUAAAAACAUGGAUACCUCACUUCUGUUAAUUAGAUAUUUAAUUAUACUCGUUCUCAUCUUGUUUACAUUUAUAAGUUUUCAAUUUACAUAUUUGUCUUUGCAUUCUGCUGUUUUGUGCUUCCAAUUGCAAUCAAUUUGUACAUUUGUAUGUUAAUUUAAGAACCAUUUUACUGAUUCCCAAGUGACAACGGUUCUUGUUCAGUGCCACUCUAGGCUGAAAUUGACAAUCAAUGACUUUCUUUCCUGUCCUCUUGUGUGAUAUCUGGUGGCGGCGGGUUUGUACAUAGAAAAAAACUGAAUGAGUGUGUGCGUGCAUGAGUGUCUUUGCGUGUGUGAGGCUUGUGAAUAAAAGGGAUCCUGCUUUUCCUUUUCGGCUUUAACUUUGGUAUUCUACAAGCAUACAAUAUCAGGGUCAAUGCUUGUGCCCUACUGCAGACUAAUUAUAAAUAGUGAUGGUAUAUUUAUGUUGAAAGGCAAUCAGGUGGGUCAUUCAAGGCAAUAGCAUCUGAAUUGCAAGUCCCGAUAAUCCACUACUGAUGACUGCAUUUGUUGAAGACAUGAUUUUCUUAUGUGUAAAUUUUUGAAAACCAAAAUUACGUUGGACCGAGAAUGAGUACAGUGGAAAUGUAUUUAUUCUUGCGGUGGUGACUGUAUCAUGCUUACAUUGCAUUCUGUGAAUGUUUACAAUUUCAUACUGACCAUCUCUUGCAUAGCUGUAUGCUACAUGAAUGUUACCUGUAUUCAUAUAUGUAGUUUUUAGCAUAGACCUUUCUUGAGCUGGGCAAAUGUCUUUAAAUUGUGAAGUGUAUGCAACUUACAACUCAUUCAUGUGAUGUAAUAUGUUUAUUGGAGCUGACUAUUAAAAUGUUUUAUCUGUAUCAUA
Messenger RNA from Saccoglossus kowalevskii, 7330 nucleotides. Its product is annotated as cytoskeleton-associated protein 5-like. The record is from RefSeq and is a predicted model, not a curated record. Gene Ontology annotation, molecular function: microtubule plus end polymerase activity; microtubule plus-end binding. Gene Ontology annotation, biological process: establishment or maintenance of microtubule cytoskeleton polarity; spindle organization; microtubule polymerization. NCBI's taxonomy places the organism in Eukaryota, Metazoa, Hemichordata, Enteropneusta, Harrimaniidae.